Messenger RNA from Jaculus jaculus (lesser Egyptian jerboa), 10729 nucleotides. RefSeq names its product neuron navigator 2 (gene Nav2). The transcript has 39 exons. The coding region runs from base 539 to 7636 and encodes 2365 amino acids. Gene Ontology annotation, biological process: nervous system development; neurogenesis. Lineage: Eukaryota; Metazoa; Chordata; Mammalia; Rodentia; Dipodidae. Gene Ontology annotation, molecular function: ATP hydrolysis activity; protein binding. The record is from RefSeq and is a predicted model, not a curated record.
GGAGGGGAGCCACGGCAAAGACGAGCACAGGCAGGAGCUCCGCGGGGUGGCUGGCAACGUGGUACUUAUGGUGACUUAUGGGAGCCAGGGGCUGCCAGAGAGGGAUGUGGAUGUUAUCAGCUCCGUGGAUUAAAUGCCCAUUUACAUUGUUACUGACAUAUAAAUUAUUCGUGCCAAGCAGACAAUAAAGAAAAGGAUUUCUGGGGAGCAGAAAUGUGGCGCAUGCCCCAGGAUAUGGACUCUUCUUUACCCCAGUCUGUCCUUUGGGUUCUGGUGAAGUGAACUGCAGGCCCUCAGUAGAACCCCAGUUCCUGUUCUCAUGAUGUUGGCAGCAGCCUUCCCCGGCACCAGUGCCAUGGUGAUGAGCAAGCUUCCCAAGUGGCUCCUAAGAAGACAGGAGGGCCUUUGAAGAACAGACAUCCCUCCUUCUGGCGGACUAGGUCUGCAGGGGUGAGGGCGCGCCUCUUGCAUGUGGGCCUCAUCGCUGUGCUGGAGAGAGAAGCACCGCUGAGGGAGACUGGGAUUUUAUGUCUGGGAAAUGGAGUCCAUCUCUGAGGGCAGCCAGCAGCAGCCGAGAAAGCUGGUCACUCAUGGACUGGAAGACCAAAAGAGGAUCUACACGGAUUGGGCCAAUCAUUACCUUGCCAGAUCCGGCCAUAAACGGCUCAUUAAGGACCUCCAGCAAGAUGUGACGGACGGCGUGCUCCUGGCCCAGAUCAUCCAGGUUGUGGCAAAUGAAAAGAUCGAAGACAUCAAUGGCUGUCCGAAGAACAGAUCGCAAAUGAUUGAAAACAUAGACGCCUGCUUAAACUUCCUGGCAGCUAAGGGAAUCAACACCCAGGGGCUGUCUGCAGAGGAAAUCCGGAAUGGGAACCUCAAGGCCAUCCUAGGCCUCUUCUUCAGCCUCUCCCGCUAUAAGCAGCAGCAACAGCAGCAGCAGCCGCCACCCCAAAAGCCACACCUCUCGUCCCCUCUGCCACCUGCUGGGUCUCAGGCUGCCGGGGCACCCUCCCAGUGCCAGGCUGGUACUCCUCAGCAACAGGUGCCAGCUACUCCCCAAGCCCCGUGCCAACCCCACCAGCAGACGACACCUCACCAGCAGGCCAAAGCACAAGUGGAAAUGCAGUCCAGACUUCCAGGUCCUACGAGGGUGGCUGCUGCAGGCAGUGAGGCCAAAACCCGUGGAGGGUCAGCCGCUGCUAACAACCGGCGCAGCCAGAGCCUUAACAACUAUGACAAGUCCAAGCCGGCCGCCUCCCCGCCCCCACCACCAAGUAGCCAUGAGAAAGAGCCAUUGGCAAGCUCGGCGUCCCCCAACCCCGGAAUGAGCGUAACUGCACCUGCUGCCUCGGAGAACAAUCCUGCCACCCCUGCUAACUGCACCUCGGCCAUCCCCCAGCCCGGCUCGGCCUCCAAGCCCUGGCGCAGUAAGUCCCUCAGUGUGAAACACAGUGCCACGGCGGCCAGCCUCACCACCAAGCCACCCGGGCCCGAGGUCCCCAGGCCCAGCCCUGAAGCCAUGAAGCCAGCCCCUAACAACCAGAAGUCCAUGUUGGAAAAGCUAAAACUUUUCAACAGCAAAGGGGGCUCCAAGGCAGGCGAGGGCCCGGUGUCGCGGGACACGAGCUGUGAGCGGCUGGAGAUCCUGCCCAGCUUCGAGGAGAGCGAGGAGCUGGAGGCCGCCGGCCGGGCCCUGUCCACCGCGGGCCCCACGUCCAGCAGCCCCAAGAUUGCGCUCAAGGGCAUUGCCCAGCGGACCUUCAGCCGGGCACUGACCAACAAGAAGAGUUCUCCAAAAGGCAGUGAGAAGGAGAAGGAGAAGCAGCAGCGAGAGAAGGAGAAGGGAAAGGACCUCGCCAAGCGGGCCUCUGUGACGGAAAGGCCUGAGAUCAAGGAGGAGCCCAGGGAAGAGCCCAAUGGAUCAGCCACCGCCGAGAUGCCAAAAAAGUCCUCCAAGAUUGCCAGCUUCAUCCCCAAAGGGGGCAAACUCGCCAAGAAGGAGGCCUCGACCCCUUCCCAAAGCGGAAUACCAAAACCCGGAAUGAAGAGCAUGCCGGGCAAGUCCCCAAGUGCCCCUGCCCCUUCCAAGGAAGGGGAACGGAACCGCGGUGGGAAGCCAAGCGCGGGGCUCCCUCCUCCAAAGACCCAGCUGGAUGGAGGGCACUCAGGCUCCUCCUCCAGCCUCGCGUCCUCCGAGGGAAAAGGCCCCGGCGGGACCCCGCUGCACCCCAGCGUCAGCAGCCAGACUGUCGGUGGCUCGGUGGGGACCGCCCUGACCCCAGGAAGCAGCACCGUCAGUGUCCAGCUACCUCAGCCCCAGCAGCAAUACAGCCACCCCAACACUGCCACGGUCGCACCUUUCCUGUACAGGUCCCAGACGGACAUGGAAGGAAAUGUCACUGCCGAGCCCUGCUCCACGGGUGUGAGUAUGGAGCCCAGCCACUAUAGCAAGAGUGGACAGCCUGCUCUGGAGGAACUCACGGGGGAAGACCCCGAGGCCCGGCGGCUGCGGACGGUGAAGAGCAUCGCUGACCUGCGGCAGAAUCUGGAGGAGACCAUGUCCAGUUUGCGGGGAACUCAGGUCACACACAGCACGUUGGAAACUACGUUUGACACCAAUGUCACCACGGAAAUAAGUGGCCGCAGCAUCCUCAGCCUGACAGGGAGACCCACACCUCUGUCCUGGAGACUUGGCCAGUGCAGCCCCCGGCUCCAGGCUGGAGACGCCCCCUCCAUGGGCAAUGGGUACCCGCCUCGCGCCAAUGCCAGCCGCUUUAUCAGCACGGAGUCGGGCCGCUACGUGUACUCCGCGCCACUGAGAAGGCAGCUGGCUUCCAGGGGCAGCAGUGUCUGCCAUGUGGAUGUGUCCGACAAGGCAGGAGACGAGGUAGCCCUAGAGAGCAUCAGCAUGGACGCCCCUGGCUACAUGAGUGAUGGGGACGUCCUGAGCAAGAACAUCCGCGCCGAUGACAUCACGAGCGGGUAUGUGACCGACGGUGGACUUGGCCUUUACACACGGCGCCUGAACCGGCUUCCUGACGGGAUGGCUGUGGUGCGGGAGACCCUCCAACGCAAUACUUCCCUGGGCCUCGGGGACGCUGACAGUUGGGAUGACAGCAGCUCCGUCAGCAGCGGCAUCAGCGACACCAUAGACAACCUCAGCACAGAUGACAUCAACACCAGCUCGUCCAUCAGCUCCUAUGCCAACACGCCUGCCUCCUCCCGGAGAAACCUGGAUGUGCAGACUGACACCGAGAAGCACUCACAGGUGGAGAGGUGUUCCCUGUGGUCUGGUGAUGACUUAAAGAAAUCAGACGGAGGGUCAGACAGUGGAGUAAAGAUGGAGCCAGGCUCCAAAUGGAGGCGGAACCCUUCAGACAUAUCAGAUGAGUCUGACAAAAGUGCAUCCAGCAAGAAGAAUCCUGUCAUCUCCCAGACAGGCUCAUGGCGGCGAGGCAUGACAGCCCAAGUGGGUAUCACCGUGCCAAGGACAAAGCCAUCUGCACCAGCAGGCACACUGAAGACCCCGGGGACUGGAAAAACUGAUGAUGCUAAGGUGUCUGAGAAGGGUCGGCUUUCACCCAAAGCCUCCCAGGUGACACGCUCCCCUUCAGAUGCUGGCCGCAGCAGUGGUGAUGAGUCCAAAAAGACCAUGCCCACCAGCUCUAGGACACCCGCUGCCAACACCAACAGCUUUGGGUUCAAGAAACAGAGCGGCUCUGCCACUGGGCUGGCCAUAAUCACAGCCAGCGGGGCCACCGUGACCAGCAGGUCUGCUACACUGGGCAAAAUCCCCAAGUCCUCUGCGCUCGUUGGUCGGUCUACAGGUCGGAAGACCAGCAUGGAUGGAGUUCCAAACCAGGAUGACGGGUAUCUGUCUCUGAGCUCGCGGACGAACCUGCAGUACCGGAGUCUGCCAAGGCCCAGUAAGUCCCACAGCCGGAGUGGGGCCGGGAACAGAUCCAGCACCAGCAGCAUCGAUUCCAACGUGAGCAGUAAGUCAGCAGGGCUGCCAAUGCCCAAGCUGAGGGAGCCCUCCAAGACGGCCCCCGGCAGCCCGCUGCCAGGGCUGCUCAACCAGACAGAUAAGGAAAAAGGCGUCUCGUCCGACAAUGAGAGUGUUGCCUCCUGUAGCUCAGUGAAAGUGAACCCAGCCUCCCAGCCUACAUCCAGCCCAGCCCAGGCCACGCUCCAGCCAGGGGCCAAAUACCCAGACGUGGCCUCACCCACGCUCCGCAGACUCUUUGGUGGGAAGCCUACCAAGCAAGUGCCCAUCGCCACAGCUGAAUCCAUGAAGUGCUCGGUGGUCAUCUCCAACCCUCAUGCCACCAUGGCCCAACAAGGAAACUUAGAGUCCCCCUCAGGCAGUGGCGUCCUGAGCAGUGGGAGCAGCAGCCCUCUCUACAGUAAGAACGUGGACCUCAACCACUCUCCUCUGGCCUCCAGCCCCGGCUCAGCCCACUCAGCCCCUUCCAACAGCCUUACCUGGGGCACUACUGCCAGCAGCUCCUCAGCAGUGAGCAAGGAUGGCCUUGGCUUCCAGUCUGUCAGCAGCCUGCAUACCAGCUGCGAGUCCAUAGACAUCUCCCUCGGCAGUGGAGGGGGCCUGAGCCACACCUCCUCCCCUGGCCCACUUGCCAGCUCUAAGGAUGACUCCCUGACGCCAUUUGUCCGAGCGAGCAGUGUGAAGACCACACUGUCAGAAAGCCCUCUCUCUUCCCCUGCUGCUAGCCCUAAGUUCUGCAGGAGUACUCUGCCCAGGAAGCAGGACAGUGACUCGCACCUUGAUAGGAACACUUUGCCUAAGAAAGGACUCAGGUAUACUCCCACCUCCCAGCUCCGCACCCAGGAAGAUGCCAAAGAGUGGCUGCGGGCCCACUCUGCGGGGGGCCUGCAGGACACCACUGCCAACUCCCCCUUCUCGUCGGGCUCCAGCGUCACUUCUCCCUCUGGAACAAGAUUCAACUUCUCCCAGCUUGCGAGUCCCACCACUGUCACCCAGAUGAGUUUAUCCAACCCAACCAUGCUGCGGACCCACAGCUUGUCCAACGCGGAUGGGCAGUACGACCCCUACAAUACUGACAGCCGCUUCCGGAACAGCUCCAUGUCCCUGGACGAGAAGAGCAGAACCAUGAGCCGCUCGGGCUCCUUCCGCGAUGGGUUUGAAGAAGUUCAUGGAUCCUCACUCUCCCUGGUCUCCAGUACAUCCUCCGUCUACUCCACGCCGGAAGAGAAAUGCCAGUCAGAGAUUCGCAAAUUGCGGCGCGAGCUAGACGCCUCUCAGGAGAAGGUGUCAGCCUUGACCACGCAGCUGACCGCAAAUGCACACCUUGUGGCUGCCUUUGAGCAGAGUCUUGGGAACAUGACCAUCAGGCUCCAGAGCUUGACCAUGACUGCAGAGCAGAAGGAUUCAGAACUGAACGAGUUAAGGAAAACCAUCGAGCUACUCAAGAAACAGAACGCAGCUGCCCAGGCUGCCAUUAAUGGAGUAAUUAACACUCCAGAGCUUAACUGCAAAGGGAACACCAGCACCCAGCCAGCAGACCUGCGCAUACGCAGGCAGCACUCGUCCGACAGUGUCUCCAGCAUCAACAGCGCCACCAGCCACUCAAGUGUGGGAAGCAACAUAGAGAGUGACUCAAAGAGAAAGAAAAGGAAAAACUGGGUCAAUGAGUUACGCAGCUCCUUCAAGCAAGCAUUUGGGAAGAAGAAGUCCCCCAAGUCGGCAUCCUCUCACUCUGACAUCGAGGAAAUGACGGACUCGUCCCUGCCCUCCUCACCAAAGUUGCCACACAACGGGUCCACAGGCUCCACUCCACUGCUGAGGAAUUCUCACUCUAACUCACUGAUUUCCGAGUGCAUGGACAGCGAGGCUGAGACAGUCAUGCAGCUGCGGAAUGAGCUGAGAGACAAGGAGAUGAAGCUGACAGACAUCCGCCUGGAGGCUCUCAGCUCCGCCCACCAGCUGGACCAGCUCCGCGAGGCCAUGAAUAGGAUGCAGAGUGAAAUCGAGAAGCUGAAGGCCGAGAAUGACCGGCUGAAGUCAGAGUCUCAGGGCAGUGGCUGUAGCCGGGCCCCUUCCCAGGUGUCCAUCUCUGCCUCCCCCAGGCAGUCCUUGGGCCUCUCCCAGCACAGCCUGCACCUCACCGAGUCCAGCAGCCUGGACAUGUUGCUGGAUGACACUGGUGAAUGCUCGGCUCGGAAGGAAGGAGGCAGGCAUGUUAAGAUAGUUGUCAGCUUUCAGGAGGCAAUGAAGUGGAAGGACUGCAGACCUCACCUCUUCCUCAUCGGCUGCAUUGGCGUCAGUGGCAAGACCAAGUGGGACGUGCUCGACGGAGUAGUUAGACGGUUGUUCAAAGAAUACAUCGUUCAUGUUGACCCUGUGAGUCAGCUGGGGCUGAACUCGGACAGCGUUGUUGGCUACAGCAUUGGGGAGAUCAAACGCAGCAACACAUCGGAGACCCCUGAGCUCCUCCCCUGUGGCUACUUGGUGGGCGAGAACACCACCAUCUUGGUGACAGUCAGGGGGCUUGCAGAAAACAGCCUGGACUCUCUGGUGUUUGAGUCCCUGAUCCCCAAGCCCAUCCUGCAGCGCUACGUCUCGCUGCUGGUGGAGCACCGCCGCCUCAUCCUCUCCGGCCCCAGCGGCACUGGGAAGACCUAUCUGGCCAACCGACUAUCUGAGUACGUGGUACUUCGGGAAGGACGGGAGUUGACAGAUGGGGUCAUCGCCACCUUUAACGUGGAUCACAAGUCCAGCAAGGAAUUGCGCCAAUACCUGUCCAACCUGGCCGACCAGUGCAGCAGCGAGAACAACGCCGUGGACAUGCCGCUGGUGAUCAUCCUGGACAACCUGCACCACGUGAGCUCCCUGGGCGAGAUCUUCAACGGGCUGCUCAACUGCAAGUUCCAUAAGUGCCCUUACAUCAUCGGCACGAUGAACCAGGCUACCUCUUCCACUCCCAACCUGCAGCUGCGUCACAACUUCAGGUGGGUUCUCUGCGCCAACCACACAGAGCCCGUGAAGGGCUUCCUUGGCCGCUUCCUGAGGAGAAAGCUCAUGGAGACGGAAAUCAGCGGGCGGGUGCGCAAUGCGGAACUCGUGAGGAUUAUCGGCUGGAUCCCCAAGGUCUGGCACCACCUCAACCGCUUCCUGGAGGCUCAUAGCUCCUCAGACGUCACCAUCGGCCCCAGGCUCUUCCUGUCUUGCCCCAUGGACGUGGAUGGCUCAAGAGUGUGGUUCACCGACUUGUGGAACUACUCCAUCAUCCCCUACCUCCUGGAAGCUGUCAGAGAAGGGCUCCAGCUCUAUGGAAGGCGUGCCCCCUGGGAGGACCCUGCCAAGUGGGUGAUGGACACCUACCCAUGGGCAGCCAGCCCACAGCAGCAUGAGUGGCCUCCCCUACUGCAGCUCCGGCCUGAGGACGUGGGCUUCGAUGGCUGCUCCCUGCCGCGGGAGGGAUCAGCAAGCAAGCGGGCGACCCCUGGCGAUGCGGAAGGAGACCCACUGAUGAACAUGCUGAUGAGGUUGCAGGAGGCGGCCAACUACUCCAGCCCCCAGAGCUAUGACAGUGACUCCAACAGCAACAGCCACCAGGACGACAUCUUGGACUCGUCCUUGGAGUCCACUCUGUGAGUGACGCCGUCUCUCCUCACCCCUUCCUGCCUGCGUCCUGCACCUCGUCCUGAAGAUGACUCCCGUGAGCCAGCCAAGCCGCCACCGCCACCGCCACCGCCAAGAAGAGCCUCGUCCCUCGGGCUCCUGCCUUGGCUCUCACACCCGAGCAGCCGCUCCAGACCCUUCCUCCCAACUGAGAACUGUGCUAAGCCUCUGUCCUACUUCUUGUUUUGCCUUGUUGCUGUGAUGUCCUUAAGACACUGAAGGACACUUCUCGGGAAAGGAUCCUCACCACUGAAAUACAAAGAGGGAUGAGAUGAAAAGUUAGGAGAAAAAAAACCCACUUGACACUCUGAAGCAGACCAGCAUCCUGCCACAGGCUGCCCCAGAUACACGAAACUGGAACAACAUUGGAGACCCCGGCAGCAUGGCUUCUCUCGGCACAGACCCUCCAGCCUGGGUCUGGCCACCAGCACCCCACAGCCAUGCCACCCGCCGUCCUCGGAAGACCUGGUGCUAAGGAGGCCGCUCGUUCUGCUCACCGCCAGCGCCCUGCACAGCUCCGCCCAGGGAAACCCUAAGAAAAUCCCUCCUGCUUUCUGUUCCCCAUGGUGAGCUCCUUCUCCGAGAGGUGUUCUGUGGGGCUCAGCCAAGCCCCUUUGGGUCCAUAAGCCCCAGUUACCCACAAGAACAAGAAUGAGUGCAGGUGUGAGUGUGAGUGAGGCGGGUGUGGCUGCUCAUGCAGAAAAGUGUGCCUGUCUCCUUUGUCCUGUCAAAAUGCGUCAGGUUUUCUCUGCGAACACUGUGUGUCGUGUCAGUGGCUCUUUGGAGAACCAACGACCCCUGUUUCUGCCUUUCUGACUUGUUGACGUUCACGGUUCUUCCCCUUCCCCCUUGGCCAUGGUCAGGCCCUUGGUGAAGGGAAGAGCUGGGGGAGCAGAGUUGGGCUGGGUCCUCAGGUGUGGUCACAGUGGCCACCUUCCUCGUUCCGCACGCCCGCCUUCCACGAGGCGCGGGUGUCUGUGUCCUUCCAAACGGUGACACUCAUCCUCCCGGCGCGAGCCAAGGGCUGAGAACCCACCACAUCACCUCAGCACCCCCAGUCCAGCUGCACCUCACAAAACACUGGAGCUUUUCUUGGAACCAUCCAGACGGUGACGGUGCAGCUCAACCAGGGAGGGCGGCCGUGCCCUCCCCGAAGCCCAGCCCAGCCCAGCCUCCAUCCUGACAAGCCUUGCCUGACCUCUUCGGUGCUGACCUUCCCAAAGCAAUGCCUUACUGGUUUUGUACUAACAGUGUGCAUUUCCUGAGUGUCGUGCCUGCCUGGGGUUGUGUGUGGGUGCUUGUCCUCCCCAUCAAAGCAAACAGGGCUAAAAAAGGUCAUCCAUUCACACAGAGAACUCAGUUUGCUCACUCCUCAUCCAGAAGACUCAUGUGUGGAUGUGUGACCAUGGGAAAAAGAAAAAGGAAAAAAAAUAUUUUUUAAGGUUCUUAUCAGACUCCAGCCAGUGACCUCAGUGGUCAGUGGCCCACUCCUGGCCCAUACCCUACCACACAUCCAGUGCUGUGGCUUCAGCAUACUGGCAUCUUCUUUGCCGAGCAUGGUACAUCUUUUGAGCUUGUUUUCUAAGGAAAAUCUUUACUGGGCCCCAGUGAGGGUCUCUCUUAACAAUCAGGGUUUGUGUCCAGCUUUUGUAGUUCUGUUCCUGAGGGUUUGUUUGCCCCAUUUGGUUUUUCCCCCUAUUUUCUCACCCUAAGUAGGAGCUUGACCCAAAAGUGCUCAUUUUACUUUGAAUAUCACCAUUUCCUUCCUCUUUGCAAGGAACAGGAAUGUGUUCCGCUAACUGGUGCAUAGAAAACCUCCCAAGGCUAUCCCAGCUUCAAUCUCUCUGACCGCAGACUCCUCAGCCUCCGUCCCUCAUCCGGGUGUGAGUGUGUCUUGUUACGUGUUUUGCUCUUAAUAAACUUUUUAAGCCUGAUGUUAAGCCUGUGGCCAGGGGUCUAACCCUGAGCCUUCUGGUGCCCCUGAAGGGUGGCCCUUCUCAAUCUAUCUCCCAGCAAUGACCUUGCACUCUCAUACUGUGAAUCUGGAAGGAGGUGGAUUCACUUCCUCCUCAUGGGUAGUUUUCCCAGCCACCUUGUGAGUACACACCUACCAAUGCUGUUAGAAACCAUUUUUUUGAUGACAUCCUCUGCCCCUCCCCUUACCCAGGCUUCCCUCACACUGAGUCCAGGCUCAGCAUAAUUGUCUGUACCUGGUGCUGCCUGAAUUCAGGUCCCAUAGCCCUUGUGUGACUCAGCAUCCUUCCUAAAGUGUCAGGAAGCAGGGUUGUCUAAGAGGCAUGUUUCUUAUUGGGUCAUAUUUUUAGUGUCACUCACCUUUGACAAAGUGACUUUGUACUCAUUUAGGGCUCUGUCUGAAAUGCUUCCAUUUUUGCCUUUUUCUACAGUUAGGCUAAUUUUGAAAUGUAUGAAAUUCUAUGCAAUACAUCUCUUGAGUUACCAGUGGAAGCCGAAAGUUUUCUUCCCAAACUGCCGAGAAUUAUACAGGCCAUAAAUGAGAUAAGAUUUAGGAUUUAAUUUAAGGUCGGGGUGGGGUGGGAGCGGGACAAGGAGUAAGACUUAACCUAAACCUUUGACCUGGGGGACAUUUUUAAAUUUUACCGUUAAUACUUAAUUGCUGUGUGUCCAAAUUCAGUCAUGGCAAAUCCACUUGGGAAAGGAAAACUAACCCAGCUUCAUGGAUACUACAUGGAAGGUUUGCUGUUUUGACCCAGUGGUUUCCAGUGGGGCAGUUAUGAAAUAUGUUCUCUAAGAUGUACAUUUUUUCAUUGUAACAUAGGAAGUGUAAAUAAUUGAUUAAAGUGCUGCAUUUUGAUGAAUUUUUUCUAGCCAUUUUUAAAGAGAAAACUAGGAAUUGAGUAUUUUGUGUACGGUCUGUUUCCAUACCCCCCGGCCCUCCCUCCCUAUUUAAUUGUCAUUUGUCAUGAGGUUUCUGGAUUUGCCAAUGAUCUGCUGGAGAUCACGCCCCAUGUCAUAGAGAAUAAGCUGAUGAUUGUACCAGUCUUAAAUUAUUCAUGAUUCAAUAAAAUUGAUGCUUAUUUAUUCAGA